This is a messenger RNA of Caenorhabditis auriculariae, 11121 nucleotides long. The record is from the annotation of a GenBank genome assembly. Lineage: Eukaryota; Metazoa; Nematoda; Chromadorea; Rhabditida; Rhabditidae.
AUGAUUUCCCGUCCACGAACCAUCUUCAAAGCUCAUCAUGUCGCCGGCGACGAGGGCCGCGUACUCGCCGACGGAGAAUCCGGAGACUUCGGUGAUGAACUCGGCGAUGCCAGAUUCCCGGGCUCUGAAGGCCUCGAAAGCCGCCAGGUGACCACCGACGGCUGGCAGUACAGUGUUUCGUCGAGUCUAAAAAAAUAUCCCGUCCGCCGCAAAUUGGAAGUUUUCGCGUGUCUGAGUCUCUCUGUUCCCUUACCGGCGAGGUCAGAGAAUCAUGGAAACAGUGCGUCAAGAAGAGAGGGUCGUCGAGAGACGAAGAGGGCGCAGAGAAGAGAAGAGAGAAGUUCCGCCCUUUUAAGUCGGGAAAAACGAAAUGUACAGAGGAAACAAGAGCCGAAAAAUAAGCUCCAAAUAAUGGAAAACAUUGAUGAUUUCCUUCUAGAGAUUUCAUUUAUGAUAUCAGUCUUCUAAACGCUUUUAUGUACAAACUAAAGGACACCUAUCAACCUCAUAGGGCCAAAAGAAGUGCGAAUUUUUUUGAAACCAAAUUUCUUCAACUAUAUCCACAAAAUUUCACAGAUUUCAUCUCACAAUGGUCCUUACAAAAAUUGGCAGAAGAAAUAAAUAAACGUGACAAACUUAGAAAUGAACGGUUAUGUAAUGACGGAAAAAUGUCUUUCACUUAAUGAUUUAGAAACCUUGAAAAAAAACAAAACACGAAGCGCGUGAAGAUCAUUCAGCAUUUCAAAAAAAGCCGACUGUGCCGAAAAGUUAGUUUCAUUUUAUUCGUUUCAAAAAUAUUUGUUACAUGAAAUCGAUUUAAUAAAAAAGAAACCUUUCAGAAUAAUAUUCAUGAAACUUCAACUAAUUUUACCAAGAUUUUCUCGCGGACAGGAACCUUGUAGAUUUUAAAAGCUUCUUUUUCUAUCUUUCUUCUUCUUGAUCCUUAUUCCCAAAUCCUUUUUACAGGUACAGUCUGCAAGCAACCCGUUCACCAAGAACACAGCGAACUGAGCCAGGCUCACCAAAGCGAAGGUUUUUCUUUUGAUAAUACCAUGUUCAAUCCAGAAAAAUUCUUCGAACCAAGACGGAACUUUCAGUCUUAUCAUGAUGGUUAACCAUAAAGUUCAGAAAAUAUUUAUCAAACGGUGAUCUAUCCUCAGAAGCAGUGCAGUAUGUAGGCCUGAAACUCUCUAGGAGUUCAUUUAUUGCGACUUUAUCUGACAAUAUAAGGUUUUAUAAGAAGAUUAGGAUAGGAAAAAGAAUUUUAGUUCAAAAAGACUGAAUUUUCUUCAGAUCUAUUUUUAAUAAAAAUGAUUUUUUCAGUCCGUAUGGACGAAACAACACGCGACGAAAGUCGCCAUCAAGACCACGGAAGGCAAAGGCCUCCACAAGCAGAUGACGCCCAUGACCCGGUUAGUUUUCGAUUCGAUUGCAAUAUUUCAGGGUUCAAAACGGCUCUCAGCCAUAUGAAAAUAAUGUUUCCAUGAAAAAAAGGCAGAAAUAUUGGUACAAGUCUUUAAAAUAUAGGCUUUUUCUUAAAACGGUCCUUUGCAAAAAGUUCAAAUGAUUGAAAAAUCCGUUCGUUGCUCUAAAAUUAUUUGAAAAGCAGACAUUCCAGAAUAUUAAUUCAAAAUGAAACGUGUAGCAUCUUUUUUAUCAUUUUUUUGGGAUGUAAACGUGUUCCUAGGUCAUUUUCAAAUAAAUGAUUCGAAUUUAUUAAUUUGAUAUUUUUAACCCUUUGAGUGAAUUUUGGGACCUUUUUUAAUGAAUCUAUCUUCAACAAAGCUUUUAAAAGAACAUAGUUUAUAUGAAAACCGCUCAUCUAAUUUGAUGUCUCGAAUUUUGAGUUCUUUUUCCUUGAUCGAAUCCAAGACCGAUUUGUAGUCCUGGACAGUACAGAUUUCUUCUUUGGUAGAUGAAACCGAAAAAUUGAAGGUACUGAAGAAUCUCUGAACUUCUCUAGAUGAUAUGAAAAGAAAGCACAGCGUUCUAAAACGGGGUUCACGCAGAAAGAGGCGCAAACUAUUCUCAAUGGAGCGCGUAACUUGGAGCGUUGUCAAUCAAAAUCAAGGUGCUUUUUUUUCUUUAAUUUACAUGCUAUUAACUUUUUUCGAUUGUUUUUUUAAAUCUUUUUUUUGUUUCUAUGCACGUAAAAUUUUAAUUAAUGUUUUUAAACGUUUUAGAAAGUUUUUGAAGUGUCCAUAGCUCGGUUAUGUGCCGAAACGUUGUUUAUAAAAGAAAAUACUGUAUCCAAGAGACAAAACCGAAAAUCGAAAUUCCAACUCCAAGAAUCGAUCAAAAUAUCAGUUUCCAACUAAUAAACAAGAAAAAAAGCUGUCAGUGUCCGCGCAAAAGAGAAAAAUUUCGACUUGACGAAAAAUUCAAAAAAAGGUGUAAUUGGUCUGUACCUAAGAGACAAAAUCGAAAUUUCAACUCGAGGAACCGAUCACAUUAUCAGUUUUCAAUUACUUAAACAGGAAAAAAAAGAAUACAAGAUCAAACCUGAGUUAAAAAUUUCCACUUUCGUGAACAGAACAAUUAUGUAGCCCUUUGAACCAAUCAAACCACAAGAAAAUAAACUGCGAAAUUUUAAGAGAGUUAUAGAAAAUGACUAGCAACACUUGGAAACUAUAAAUGUCAGGAAAAAAAAUGCUAGCCUUCAAAUAAUCAAAAAAUCCGGACUCUUAAUUACGACGCGAAAAAGACGAUUGUUAGCCAAGCCCACUCAUGCAACGUCCGCAUGCUUUUCAGAAAAGGGGCGGGAACCCCGCUUUAGAACGCUGUGAAAGAGUUAUUAAAACUAGAGAACAUACUUUCUCAGAAACCUCAAAGAGUUGAGGCACAACUCUAUCCUUCGAAAGUUAUCAAAUUCAAAAGUUCAACUGCGAAAACAAAACUAAUUUGCUUUUACAGCCGCCUCCAACCCACUCUGUGCGCCUUGCACCGCACCAGGUCGAAAACGUAAGUUUUAUUUGACUCGGCUUCAAUAUUUCUGCAAGGAACUCACUCGGAGCGGUUCCAGAUUUUUUUAAGAAGAGAAAAAAAGAGCCAACGCUUGAGAAAGUCUAAUUUUUUGUCUCUAGAGGAUCUCAGUACGGCUCUUUGGGCGUUAUACGGUGUUCAAAGUGAUUUCCGCAAAAUUCAAACCUUCCAGGGACUCUUUAAAAUUUUUUAUCAAUUUUUUGGGCGGUUUUUUUGAAUUUCGCGGACCAGGGCUAAUCUAACGACUUAGUGUUUGAAAAUGCAGGGUGUAGAGAUAUUUUGAGAAUUUUUAAAACUUCUGGAAAUUCAUUACAGAGAUGAGUCCCGUGAUCAAAAGAAAGAUCAUCACAUUUAUAUUUUUGACUUGUCGAUUACAUCUAAAAGAUCAAUUAUGACUAAGAAAUAUUGAUAAAUAUUGAUUGAUACUUUUAAUUCGGCUACUUUAUAGCUGGCCGCGUUCCUGGAAUGGAACCAGCUUUUGAGGGGCCAACAAACGGCCGCAUACGAGGUCGCGGUCCGCAGGGAUCGUCGGGGAGUAGCUGUAAGUUCUUCGAGCCGUCCGGCUUUUUUUCAAAUCAAAAUCCUUUUUAAACCAUCUCUUGUCAAAAAUCUUCAAAAAGAAGUCUUCUUCCAAUCCUUUGUAUUCAGAAAACCCUUUAAUGCUCAAACGGUCUUAAAUUGAACACAAUGUGGGAUAGUGAAAUUCGAUUUACGAGAUCAACUUUAGCCGAAAAGUUUCUGCGAUCCUCAACUGCUUUUUGGAAUAAACCGAUCCGGAAACCAGAAAAUAGACAGAUUUAGUAUCGAUUGGUUUCUUAUCGAGACCCCAAGGAGCGAAGAGAGCUUGAAAGAACUCGUUCCGAAUCUAGUAUGAAAAAUUGAUGUCAAUUAAAUCAGUGGUAGAUUCAAAAACUGACAAUCUGUAAGAGUCCUAAAACCUUCACAUCUCAUAGGACAGAGUGGAAUAUUGUGAAGAAAAAAAAAGAAAAUUUCUGUUUUACAGCGCCUGGAGCUCACAUUGAUUGCCGGCGCCAUGGCCCAUCAGGUUCGUUUUUUUUAUUUCAGAUUCAUUUCAAACUGAAAUAUCCUAUUAAUAGCUGUCUCUCGGACCAAUCGAAAUUGGGAAGAUCCGUUUGAAUCUUUUUUCAUUUGGAACACAGUCUGCGCCUGUUUUCCCAACGUGAAAACAGACUUAAGUUGGAUCUACUGUUUCGAUUUGAUCGAUCCGUGUCUCAAAUGAAUCGAAUAAUUCAGAGGGACAAGAAAUAUUUCCAAAAGAAAAUCCAGAUUUUAAAAGUUAUGAAUAAGAUCGAGGCACAAGAAUCAUGUCGAUUUAAUCAUGAUUUUACAGACGGAAGAUGUUGAAGAGGGAACCGUAAGGUCCCGGGAAGAACCGGAAGGAAAUGGGAAUGGGGCACCGAGCAAUACGGUUAGUUUUCUGGCCUUUUUUUUCAACAUUUUCAAUUUCGAAACACUUCUAUUCCCGGGUUUUUCUUGGGAGAAGAGAAAAUGAAACCCUCAGAAAAAAAGAGAACAUGAACACCGAAAAUCUUGUAAAUCGGUUCCUUUUUUUUUCAAAAGAAAAACAAUUUUCUAAUUUUCUCCAUGUUUUGGUGGUAAGAUUCUCAGAAAUGAGGUCAGUAGAGCAAGAAAAAUUGUGAAUAUUCAAACUUCGAACUAAAAUUAGGGGGCGCAAAGCCCCGCCCCUUCAUGCCACCAAAAUGACGAUUUUUUUGUUGCAGAAACGGUUUUGAGGCGUUUAUACAAGCUAAAGUCCCACUUUAAAAAUGAACUGUUUCUGUUAAUCUAUGUAAUCGACAACGCUCUACAAGACUGAAUAUUUUUUUAAAACUAUGUAUUUUUUUCAAAAAAAUAAGCGAAAAAAAGUAAGAUUUAACACGAAAAAAACUGACAAGUUUUUACAAAAAUCGUCGCGUUUCAGAAAAACCAAGUUAGGAACGCUUCUAAAUUUUGAGCAUGUUAUAUAUUAACACUUUCUUUAUUUUUUUCGAGUAAAAAAAUUUUUAAAAAAAUCUAACGACGCGGAAAAAAAUAUUAAAGCUUGUAAAGUGACACCAAACUUUGAAGCUGAAAUGCGAAAAAAAUUUCAGCGACAUGGUAUACUUUUUUUAUUUGAUUUAAAAAAACUCACAAUGUGUUCAAAAAAAUAAAAAAAUUUAGAAUGAAAUUAAUUAUUGGGACAGCGAAUUAAAUUAUAUUUGAAUUUUACCAAAACCUCCUUUUUUUCGCCUGCCUCGUUGACGCAUGAGAGAAUAGGAUCGCGUCUAUAUUUUUGCUUAUGUUAUUAAGCGUUCAAAACUCUAUCAAUGAAAAAAUUAUGAAAAAAAUCUAACGACGCGAAAAAAAUAACGGCUUUGAAAACCUCGAAAAAAUGGCAACUUUUUUUGAAAUUUUGGAAGGAUUCGUGCAAGCGUUCGUAGCUGUGUUUGCGUCAAACACACCGAUGCGCACUUUUUAAAUGUUGCAGGAGCCGUUUUUUUCGGAGUCAAAUUGCACUUUUUUUCCUGUUUUAUUUCGAAAUAACAUUAUUUUUUUCAUUUUUUUCUUUUUUUCCAAACUAAAUGAUAAUAAUUUUUUUCUGAUUAGAAAAAAAGAAAAAAAUAAGUUGAAAAAUUCCUUCUGACCUUUUUUUUCUAAGUAGUUUUUUUGAUAUUUUGUAAAAAAAUUCUUAUGAGAGUUAUACAAAAGAUCUAUACCAAAAACAUGAGGCUCAGUCCGGACAACCUCUCAGAACAGAAAACCGAUUCAAAAAAACGGUCCAGAAACGCACAAAAACAAUUAAAAAGAAAGCGUGCGGCAGCGGGUAAACCGUGAGAUUUUGCCUCCAGUUGUACGCCGCGCGCGCUAGUUUUCUGGCCAUAACUUUUUUCUUAGUGGACCUUUUUUCAAAAACUAAACGGAUUAUGAAAAUGGACAGUCUCCUCUAUCGAAGAGUGUGAAAAACAUAUUUUUUGAAUCGUUUUGAAGAAAUGGCUUGCGGACCCUAACUAAAAUCAAAAAAAUCGUGUUUACUUCUUUCCAAGUGGCCUUUUAUAUCCGGAAAAAAAAAUUAUAGAAUCCGAAAAAGCUGGACCUACGGCAAGUGGUCAGUAUUCAAAGUACAGAUUUUUCAAACGUUGAAAAUUGUUCGCUUCUUCAGUUUCGAAGUUUCAGUUGAUAGAAUGUGAGACUUACAUUUUUUGCUCAAACGAAUCUAUUUCGAAAAAAUCAAAGAGCGAGAUAUUAUUCGAGAUACUUGUUUGAUACUUUUCUGAUGGUUGAAGUGAACUUGAAGAUAAUUUUCAACUUUCAAAUUCCGAAGACAAAAAUCGAAAAAGAUUUACAUGUCCUUACUGGAAAGUUUGAUUAAGAUGGACAAUGGCGAGGUCAUCACAGAAGACUCUGACUCCAACGAGGUUGGAGAUACGGAUGGAGGAAAGAAGGAAGACGGAGAAGGAGAAAGAGAAGAAGGAGCUGAGCCCCCCCAGGUCCGCUUUUUCAGAACAGCUAACUAGACAACUUAAAAAUGAAAGCUGUUGAUGUAGUGAAAUCUUUCUUAACUUUGCUCGAACAGUAUUAAGUUUUCCGAUCCCAAUAGUUUUUUUUUGGACAAUUUCUUUUUAAAAAUAGCAAUGAAAACUAGACUUCUUCUACCGUCUCUUAUUUUUCAGUUGAAAAAUCAUAAAUUACACGAAAUUUUACCAUUCCUACCAUACCAUUUUGGUACCAUUCGCAAAGAAAAGAAAAUGAUAUUUUUGAACUUUUUUGAACAGUAUAAGACCGAUAUAGGUUGAGUAGGGCCAAAAAAGGCUGUUUUCAAGAUUUGGCAGUCAAAACUUUUUUUAAUAGAAGUAGGGCUGUUCAUUUUUCCUUUCCACAUGUAGAAAAAAUUAGAAAGCUACGAGAUUCGAACGCUAAAAAUAGGAGCAAUAUAGCGCUGAGGAAAAUUAAAUUUUCUGUCCAGAUUUCCAACAAAACAGAAGAAAAAGUGAAAUUUACAGCCGUCCACGAGGGCAAGUUUCGGCAUUACGGCGCGCAAAAGGAGACUGGGACAGAGCCGCUCCGCGCAGCCGCCGAAAGUCAGUUUGGGAAAAAAUAGACACGUAAAAAACAUAACAAAGCUUCUGAUGAUCUUUGUAACCGUCUUGAUCAGAAAUUCAUCAAACCUGUUCGUUAGAAGCAAAAUAUUAAAUCGAUUCAAUUUUUCAAAAGGUUUCGAAAUUGCUCAAGAUGUGCAAGAAAAAGUGUGGAGAGAUAAAUUCGAGUUUUCUAAAUCCGAAGAGCGCAUGAAUAAGUGAAGUUCUCGCAGUUGUUACUAAUGAUUUUAAGAUAAAAUUAGUUGGCCAAAAAAUAAAAUAAUGAACAAAAUUCAGCGCGCCCUCCAAGGACCCGGGGGUUCAGCUGAGAAAAGGAAAGGAGAGGAUCCGGAAGGCCCGGACAGAAAAAGCCGUCGUCCCGAGGCUGACGAUGUUGGUUUUCAAUCUUUCAAAAAAUUUAAUCGAAUCGAAAAAGUGAAUUUUUUUUCCUACGCCUUGGGUAUGGCUUGUAGUCGUGGUUCAUCCAUACUGUUGAGCCAAAUUAUGUUCAAAAAUGAGGAAUUCCUAAAAAAAAAAAUCAGAAAACCCAAAAUUGUUUUCAACCUUAUCGUGAUUAUGAUAAGAGGGAAAUAGAAACAGAAAAGUCCGAGCCCAAACCCCCACGCAGUCAUUUGCCAAUUUUCAUCUCCUCUGUCCCAAUUAAUCUAAAGUUGGUUAUGAUCUCGGAAAUCCUGUUAGUCAAUAGCAGUAUUUAUCCAACUGAAAAAAAUUAGAAACAAAUUUUCGCAUCGUUUUGAGUUUUGAGGCUUCCGAAAACUAGAGACCUCUGGGUCAUUUGAGGGACAAACAAAAAAUUUUAAAUUUUGAUCGAAACAGUUUGGAAAAAUAUCGAAAAACAAAGCUUGUGCAAUUCUGCGUAUAUUGGAUUCCGUUUCUGAACGAUUGGUUUCAGGCCGAAAGGCUGGAUGAGGAGAUCGAUGAGAUGGGAUUGGCCCCGGAUGAAGAAGAAGGGCAGCAGCACGACCAGCGGCGAUUGGAGGAGGAACUCCUCGACUUGGAGGAUUCCCCAGCCUCUGUUAGUCUUCUGAUUCUUUUCCACAUGUCGUUCAGUUUCAGUGAAACUCUCUUUUGAUCAUAUUACAGGGAAAUUUUGAAGAAAAAUCAAUAGAUUGUAACUAAUCGGAAAACCGAAAAAAAGAAAAGAUCACUUGAAGAUAAGAACAAACCUUUUGCUUAUGAUUAUAUUGGAUUUCCGACUUUUUAUGGAUUUUUUUAAACUGAAGAUCUCAAGGAUAAAUUACAAUGAGAACCUGUUGAACUUUAAAAAAAACGAAACUGAUUCAGCGCCACUCACCGGAACCGGACGCCAGACAAGAAGGACAGCAAGAGGAAGAAGAGUCGACGUCCUCCAGCUCUUCCUCAUCGGUAAUUUUCGACUUUAUUAAUCACAUAUUAAUUUGGCUUUAAAGUUCAAGCUGUUCUUUCGGUUCCUCGAAAAGAAUCCUCUAGAUCUUUUUUUUGUACUCUUUCAAGCAUUUCUAUCAUAACCAAUCCAAAGAAUUUAUAUAACUUUGGAGAUCUCAAUUUACUUAAUAUAUCGAUUCAACCUGUUUGAUGCGAAUUAAAGAAAUUUGACAAACUUUAAAAUUUCGAAGCCUUGGAAAUCUAAUUUUGUCAUAACUGAGCUUGUGCAUGAGGAAUUUAAUCAAAUCGAAUAAUUCUGUAGAUCUCAAGUUUUUCCAAUUCUUCUCGUUCUUCAAAAAUCAAAUCACAAUCAGAUUUUCUUUAAAUUGGAAGCCGGAAAAGAUGAGUUCAAGCCAAUUGUUUCAAUAAAUUUAAUGAGAUGAAUAAACUUGGUAAAUAUUAAUUUUUGAAGUUAAAAAACUUCGCCAUCAUUUUUUUCUGUGUCCUAGGUAAAAAAUGAAAAGAAGAAAUCAAAUCAAAUAUGAGCUUUCAAAAUGGAAAGGGCUUUCCGAAAAUUCUUCUUCUUUUUUUGGUAAAAUAUUCAUUUAAGGCGCCUUGGCCGGAAGAGCUUGAGGACGUGUACGAACUCUUCGACCUCGAGUCGAUCGAAGAGUUCGACGAAUGAGGUUAGUUUUUUUCAAAUCUUCUCUUUUUCGUCUUCUGCGCUUCUUGAGAUUCUAGUAGGCAUUGGAGGUUCUUCGAGAUUUGAAAACUAGAAACAAAACAGAAAUUAUACUCAAGAAACCCAAAGGUCUAGCCUGACGAAGUAAUAAAGUAGAAUUUUCUUUGAAAUCAACUUUGAUUCAACUUUUUCAAAAACGGAAAAGAGUAACGAAAGCCAGAAAAUUCGAUUUCACUACAAAAAUUCCUUGCCAGAAUCACAAACCUCUCAUAUCUGGAAAUAGAUAAAGUUCGGAAUUUUGAUAGAGUUCCAGAACACGAGCUUUGGCGAGAUAUCAGUUUUUAGUGAAUAUUAAUUGAAAAAAACAAUAACCAGUUUAGUUUGAUUAUUGAUGUCUAAAAAAAGUUGUUCAAGACCGUCUCGUCCGACUCUUCGGAUUCAUUCUUUCCUCGGACAACACGCGCGGGAAAGGAUAGCCCCUCGCAUGGGCCCGACGCAACCUUCUGAACUCCCCAGAAGAAGAAGAAGAUGAUGAUGUGGCCGAAGCCCCGCGUGCCGAAGACCCCGCAGAACUCGUCGCCGAGGAGGCUAUGGAUGAGGCCGCCGAGCUCCUCCAUCUCCAGGUUUCUAUUCCAGUUCCUUUUCCACUGGUCGUUCGGUUUAAACAUUAGAAAUAUAUUCAAAAAAACUUUGUCUUCCACGGGAUUUUCUGUGAAAAAUUUCAGGGCCCUCAAAAAGGCUCGACUUUUUGAAACUAUGAGCUUCAUUAUUUGAUCGAAUUGGUGAUUAGGUUUUUAUGUAGAAUAUUCCAGCUUUUUUUCAUAUUUUUUUGAAUAUUUUAAUUUGAGUAGACGUAAAAAGAUGAGAUUGGGAAGAGAAGGAAUUUUUACAACGUUUUUUUGGAGUUUUAGCAAUUUUUUUCUCCUUCGAUUAGACUUCAAUCAAUCCAAUUUUUAGGUGAAUUGAAAGAUUUUUUUCGAAUCUUUGAAAAAGCUUAGUUAUUGAAAAAUAUAAGGAGAAUUUAAGACAAAUUGGGUUUUACCUUGGAGUUCUCAGAUCUUCUGAAAGGCUGAUGGUGAAAUUAUAGGACGAAGUGGUCCCAGAAACCGAAGAGAAGGAAAAUGAGGCAAAGGAAGAGGAGAAGGAGAACGGGGAUGAGGAUGAGAAGAACGGAGAAGAAGUCGAGGAGGAGGCCAACGACCAGGCCGGUCCAGCAGCCCAGCCCGUCGCAGCUCCCCAACAAGCUGCGGCUGGUGCUGCCGGCCCUGGUCAAACCCGCCAACAACGCGCCGGCCAGGUAACUAACAACUUAUGGAAACAUAAUUAGAAAGCCCACUGUAUCUCCUCUAAGCACCCUCAACUUUUCUAAUGCCGUGAAUUACCGUCCUACUGAGUUUUCCCAGCCCCUUUUCAAGGAGAUCAGAUUCAAAGCUAAUAAUUUUUCAAGAGGUUCAGCUUUUGAUAGACAUUAAUCUUUAGAGCGCGUUUUCAAAGCAAGAUUUUUGCCGCUUUUUCGACUAGAGCUAUUUUUAGUUGAGAAAAAAUGACAUAAAAUAAUCUGGAAUGUUUUUUGACUGUAGACCCUAAAAUCUCAACCUGCCAAGUGUCUUAGACUUUGAGCUUUUUUUCUUUUCGGAAAUUGGAGUUUCGUGAAUUUCGAUAGUUUCUUAUGAGCUUUGCUUUUCUUGAGUUGGAGCUGUUGAUAAGAAGAACUUGUUUCAGCGUCCCAGGUCCGUCGCUCAGAGAGCCUCGAGACGGCUCAGGGGCCUGGGCGUGGGCCAAGCCGUCCGCCGUCUGCCACCGGCCCUCGCUGGUCAUUCCGCGGCCCAACUCCUCGUCAAGAUCAGAGAGGAGUUGGAGGCCAAGGUUGCGGACGGUGGCUACGGGGACGAAGAGUUGCGCCGGGUUGGCCGACUCUCCUCGGCGAUGACCUCGCUCCAAGCAAUUGAAAAAGGACGCGUUGUCACGGACGUCCAGUUCGGAAGGAUCCUCAGGAAAAUUGAGAAAGGAUUCUAA